AUUACCAAUACCCACAGAAACCUCUUCUCCUUCUUAUCCUCAUCUUCCCAGUAGAAAGAUUCUCAGCCUUCAUUUGCUUCUUCUCUACCUAUACAUCAUCCUUUAUAGAUAAGCCUGAUAAGGUUAUAGUUACAAAUAUUUUCUUUGCUCAUACAAAUACACAACCCAGUUCUCAAAAUCCGUGUCUGCCUUCAUCAUUUCUUCUAUUUCUCUCUUGUUUUAUGUACUGUUUUUCUUAUGCUGAACACAUCUUUUUCUUGAUGUUUGAGAAUAGCAAGUGUUCAUGACUCCUGUACUCUGUGAAAUCCUCCUUUCUGGUUUCACGAUAAACUCAACUCUUAGGCGCGGGACUCACCUUGUUCAAUCCUUCUCUGUUGUCUUCCUCUACUGGUUCUAUGUUUUCUCAUGAUCUCGAUUAGCCCCUCUGAAACCCCAUAGAGCCAUCAUCUUUAAUUACCAUCUUAAUCAUAUCUUGAAAUAAUCAUUUUCUUGGUCCCGUGCGUUCUCUUUUAUUAAGCAUAGUCCAGGGUUAAUUACAGCUUGAGUUUAUUUUUGUUCUUGUUCAUAUAUUUUUGUUGUUGUCAGUACUAUAUUUAUUUGUUAAGGGAAAAAUAUUAUGGCCUCUUCUAGUGGGGCAUCUUCAGGGUCAACAACCAUGUUGAGGAACUCAAGUUCUGAAGAGGAUCUGCAGCAAGUUAUGGACCUAAGGAAGCGUAAGAGGAUGCUGUCUAAUAGAGAAUCUGCAAGAAGAUCCAGAGUGAAGAAACAGAAACACCUGGAUGAUCUCAUGGGACAGCUUGGUCAACUCAGCAAAGAAAAUAACGAGAUUCUGAAAAGGAUGAAUGUUACCUCUCAGCUUUACAUGAAUAUCGAAGCUGAGAACUCUAUCCUCAGAGCCCAAAUGGCUGAGCUGAGCCACAGAUUGAAUUCUCUCAAUGAAAUCAUUGAAUACGUCCACUUUUGCAGUGGCACUUUUGAACGUCGUGAGGAUGCUGCUGCCCCCACUACUGGUGCUUUUGGUCAUCAGCUCGGUGAUGAUUUUUUCAUGAAUCCGUGGAAUAAUGCUGAUUUCCAUUUGAAUCAACCUAUCAUGGACAUGAUCAUGUACUAAAAUUAUUAUGUGUGGGAAUUUGGUUGUAAUUGAUGCUGUUGGUGGUGUCUCCUGUUGUUUUGAUCCUCUUUUUUUUUUCGGUGUGUUUGUGUUGGUUAUGAUGAAUAAAAAAAUGUACAGCUUCUAGCAGGGUAUAAUUUUGAAGAUUGUGACUGAUUAUGGUGAA
Messenger RNA from Populus trichocarpa (black cottonwood), 1277 nucleotides. RefSeq names its product bZIP transcription factor 11. NCBI's taxonomy places the organism in Eukaryota, Viridiplantae, Streptophyta, Magnoliopsida, Malpighiales, Salicaceae. Gene Ontology annotation, cellular component: nucleus. The coding region runs from base 617 to 1111 and encodes 164 amino acids. The transcript has a single exon. The record is from RefSeq and is a predicted model, not a curated record. Gene Ontology annotation, biological process: positive regulation of DNA-templated transcription. Gene Ontology annotation, molecular function: transcription cis-regulatory region binding; DNA-binding transcription factor activity.